This is a messenger RNA of Prunus armeniaca (apricot), 774 nucleotides long. The record is from the annotation of a GenBank genome assembly. Lineage: Eukaryota; Viridiplantae; Streptophyta; Magnoliopsida; Rosales; Rosaceae.
AUGAUGUUGGCCAUUUCAGCUGAAGGGGUUAAAUAUGGUGGUCCUGGAGAUGAGUGGAAAGUUGAGGUUGUAUGUGGAGUUCAUAACCAUCAUUCUGCUGAGUAUCUUGAAGGACAUUCAUAUGCAGGACGGUUAAGUAAGGAAGAAAACAACUUGCUGAUGGAUAUGUCUAAAAGCUUAGUGAGGCCAAAAGAUAUAUUAUACACCAUUAAACGACGAGAUGGCAAAAAUGUAACAACAAUGAAGGCAAUUUACAAUGAUAGACACAAAAGCAGAGUGGUUGAGAAAGCUAGUAGAUCUGAGAUGCAACUAUUGCUAUGUAGACUAUCUGAUCACAAAUAUAUUCAUUGGCAUAGGACUGAUGACACCAAUUGUAGUGUUGAAAGUAAGCGUGAGGUUGCGUAUCGCUUGGAUUAUUUUGAUGAUUACCUUUUAGAAGAUAGAUGGAUGCUCAUACCAGAAAUGGGUUACCUUAUUGCAAAUUGUUACAAUGUGGUCUUGAUGCAUUUUUCAAAUGCCAUAUCUCUUAUGUUUCUACCAACGGAAAGUCAUCCUUUGCCUGAAUAUCAACGUCGGGAAAUUUCUAUCGGAUUGGUUGAAAAACACUUUGUGCAACUAUACUUGCAACCACACCAUCCUAUGCCAUCUGUUAUCAAUCGUCGGCUUGAUAUUUCCAACCUCAAAGCAUUUGAUUGGUAUAGUCCAUAUCGAGAUCGCAUUGACAAUUGGAAAGAGCUUACUGGUUCAUUUGAUGUACAUCUUGAUGUAUAUUGA